Lolium perenne is the source of this 1745-nucleotide messenger RNA. RefSeq names its product polyadenylate-binding protein-interacting protein 11. Lineage: Eukaryota; Viridiplantae; Streptophyta; Magnoliopsida; Poales; Poaceae. The record is from RefSeq and is a predicted model, not a curated record. Gene Ontology annotation, molecular function: RNA binding.
GCCUCACCGUACCUCUCUCUCUCCCAAAAAGGCAAAGCGGAAAGGAAGCAGCAAGAGAGAGAAUCACGAGGGUGGAGUAACAACCAGGAGAGAGAAACCGGAGCGCGAGAGCCUCCCCCUGCGCUGCCGGCUCCUCCCCUGCUCUGCUCUGCCCCUGCUCCGGCCGGUCGGCUGCAGGAGCAGCUGCUGUCCCCUGCGCCGCCCUGACCUGCCCUGAGCAGCCACCAACCACCGCCGCGGUUGCCUGUCCCCCUCGCCGCCUCCGAUCCACCUCGCCUCCGGGGAUCACCGAUCCGCGCUCCCGCACCCGACCCUAUAUAUAACCCCCACGCCACCACCCCUGCCCGCGCGCCGAACCUUCCAGAACCCCACCCACCUCCCUCCGGCAGAUUCUCCCCAUCCUCCCUGUAAGAUGGCCGUGGUAGAGACCUCCGCCGCCCCCGCCGCCGCCGACCACGCCGCGCCGAACCGCGCGCCGUCCUCCGACGGCGCCGACGCCGGGGAGCGCGAGAUGCGGGAUCUGGAGGAGCUCCUCUCCAAGCUCAACCCCAUGGCCGAGGAGUUCGUGCCGCCCUCCCUCGCCGCGCACCCCGUCCCGCCCCCGCCCCACCCGCUAUACGCCGCCGGAUACUACCCCAACGCCGGAUUCGCGCCGCCCAUCGCCUCGCCGGGCCACCGCGGGGUCGUCGGCUUCCCCGCCGCCGACGGCUUCGCCGGCCGCGGCGGAAGGAAGAAGUUUGGAGGGUACGGCGGCCCCGGCGGCGGCGGCGGUUACCCCCACGGGGGCAAGCGCCGGGUCAACAGCCGCACCGGCCAGGCGCAGCGCGACGAGGUCAUCCGCCGGACCGUCUACGUCUCCGACAUCGAUCAUCAGGUCACUGAAGAGCAACUAGCUGCACUAUUUAUCAACGUGGGGCAGGUUGUGGACUGCCGCAUGUGUGGGGAUCCAAAUUCAGUUCUCCGCUUUGCUUUCAUAGAGUUUACUGAUGAGGAGGGUGCAAGGGCUGCUCUGAGUCUGUCAGGAACUGUUCUUGGAUAUUAUCCUGUCAGGGUUUUGCCAUCAAAAACUGCUAUUGCACCAGUCAAUCCAACUUUUCUGCCAAGGUCUGACGAUGAGCGUGAGAUGUGUGCAAGGACUAUUUACUGCACAAACAUUGACAAGAAGGUCUCUCAGGCAGAUGUGAAAUUAUUCUUCGAAUCAAUAUGUGGAGAGGUCUAUAGGCUGAGGUUGCUCGGGGACUACCAGCAUAAUACUCGGAUUGCCUUCGUGGAGUUUGUUAUGGCUGAAAGUGCUACAGCUGCUCUCAACUGCAGUGGUGUGAUACUAGGUUCCUUGCCAAUAAGGGUGAGUCCGUCUAAGACCCCCGUGCGUCCCCGCGCACCUCGGCCGGGGAUGAACUAGAUGUUGUAGGUACAGGAGGUGCUGAUGGCACUGCUUAUAUAUAGAGAUCGACAUAUGUGAAAGAGAAAUUAAGAUAUGUCUUUUCUUCUCCGCUCGACUUUCAUUUUAUUGUACCCUCUAUAUGCGGAGCAGAGGGGAAAUAGAAAAAUCAGAGAAACGGGUCGUCGGUGUUUACCUUUUGCACAUAGAGCUUCUUAGAAGCGGGCUUGAACUUCUUGUCCUUCAUGCAGCAAGGGAAAACUCCUGGACGUGUCUUUGUUCAGUUGUUUGCUGUGUCUUAUUUGCUACUAACUGGAAAGUUGUAGCAAGUCGCUACCUGCAAAAUGAUGAGCACUUGCCAUUA